This is a messenger RNA of Trichoderma asperellum CBS 433.97, 2569 nucleotides long. RefSeq lists its product as uncharacterized. The record is from RefSeq and is a predicted model, not a curated record. Gene Ontology annotation, molecular function: zinc ion binding; DNA-binding transcription factor activity, RNA polymerase II-specific; DNA binding. Lineage: Eukaryota; Fungi; Ascomycota; Sordariomycetes; Hypocreales; Hypocreaceae. Gene Ontology annotation, biological process: regulation of DNA-templated transcription; DNA-templated transcription.
CUAGCAUUAUAGCCAAGGAAACUCAUUAGAACUUCGCGAAUAUUUGUGGUUGGAUUAUGGUCUUCCCAGGGAAGAACACUGCGGCCCAGAGCAAUCAAUUGCCACAAUUGAAGAAUAAGAGAGUUCAAAAAGUUCCCAGGGCCUGUCAGAGAUGCCGGCGCCAGAAACUCAAGUGUGAUGUUAAUCGUCCAUGCACUCUGUGUGAACGGGCUGGGGUAGAUUGCUCAGUUAUGGAGGCCGAUAUUUGGAAGCCUGUGAGCCCAAACCAAAUCAUAGGCAAAGUUCGUAAACUCGAUGGCGACGGUUCUAUCCACCGGGAUACAAAGCGGGCUUCUUACUCAGCUCAAGCCGUCGAAGAGAAAGCUAUAACGACAACAGCAACAAAAGUCUCCUCUUCCGCACGCCAUGAAGCUCGAUGUAUCUCCAGCGAAGCCAGCGAAGCCAGGGAUGCAAGCCCCGCAGCCUUGCAGUCACCAUGGGCUUCAAGCUCCGCGGCCAUGACCUUUGUAAAAGAGGCAUUCGACCACCAGGACACGAUAGCACCAGAAGGACGAGAUGUUUCAGCUCUCUCUGCUACACACUGGACUCGGGAAGGCGCAUCAGGCAGCACCUGGCCUAAACAAAGUCAAGCCCGCCUCAAAAAGCUUAUUGCAGCUGAAAAAAAAUUCAUGAUUUUACUCCCAGAUAUCAGAGCUGCUACGCUACUAGUCGAAAACUAUUUUGAUAAAAUUCACUGGUUUGUACUAGUUUUCCACCAGAGAGAAUUUAGAGAUAAGUUUCAGCAGCUUUACGCCUCUGAGUGUCAAGAAUUUGAAGAACACGGCUCUCGACUCGGGUACAUCAGCGUGUUUCUCGCAGUUUGCGCCGUCAGUUUACAGUAUACCAGUUCUGAUCAAAAGCAGAAGCUAGCAGAUGUCGGGGUCGAGCAACAUGUGCUACAGGACGAUAUACUUGACGCUUUGAGGCUUAGACUUCUUGACAUAGUAUCACUAGGCUCCUUGGAAUCGAUUCAGACAUGUGUACUGCUAGGGACUUUUUAUCUCUAUCAUGGGCAACCAGAACUCGCUUGGCCAAUUUGUGGUUGUGGUUUACGAAUUGCUCAAGCUCUGAACAUACAUCGGCGAUCAUCGAGUGGCAGUUCCACCCCGGAUUUGGAUGAUCCAAUACAAAGAGCGCAAGAAUCCAGGAAACGAUGCUGGUGGGCUAUAUAUGAAAUCGAGACCUUCUGUUCGAUGCUCUAUGGUUUCCCGCUCAGCAUCUCAGACAGGGAUUGUGACACAAAGCCCUUGCACCCAUAUGCAGUAAGGUCGUUGGAUUCUCUAGGAGAUUCCAUCUUUCGCCGUGCAGCUGGUGAACCAACUCUUCUUUCGUAUAAAUAUUUCAUGGUGCAGCUAUCUAUCAUUGUCAAGUCGGCAUUGGCUGAUAUUUAUGGCUUGCAUCGGCCUUCCGAUGACUCCAAGAAACGAGAUGACAAAUAUAGCUUGAACCGGCUCUUAGAAACGGUUACAAACUUGGAUGCAAGACUACAAAAAUGGUCUCAGAGCUUACCGGUACGGCUCCAGUUCAAUGAAGCGACCAAAGAUCCGACUUCUCGCUUGCAUAUUUCGUCAGAUCGCUAUUUCGAAGAUCAUCUCUUCCAGCUUCAGGCCCUUGCACUUAAGCUCGCAUUCGAGAACGCCAGGAUACUAAUCUAUCGGCCCUUGCUCUCGUACAGACGGAUCGUUACUACUCACGCAACAAGAGACAGCUUUACAACACAGGAUACGCAAGCAAUAGAUCCAUUUCAAACAUCGAUACAGAAAUGUCGAGAUGCGGCCUUUCAAGUUUUGCUGCUUGGUUCAUUUCCCAUCUUUCAACAGGUCGCAGAUACGUACGCUGUAUCCUUUGUAUCGCUACAUCUCUUCACAGCGAGUAUAACACUGUCUAUCCUGACAGGCCUUGAACCGCUCAGUCGAGAGUCUCAUGAAUCAAAAAUGGGCUUACGACGGCUGAUGGAGAUGCAAUCCCGAUUGAAGUCCAAAAGUAUUAUCGCAGAACAAGGGUUCAGAAUACUGAAGACACUGAUGUCUCUUAUACUUGAGAAAGAGGCAAAGAAAAUAUUCAAUUUCGAAUCCACUGGUGUAGAUGAUCAGAUAUCACUCAACCCUCGAAAUUUGUUGCCACACCCACGAAGCCCCCAUCAAGAGGAUCUACAGGUCGGUGACCAAUUUAUAGCCUCGCCCGUGGAAAAAUCCAAAGACGCAUUGACUGGCGCCGAUCUACCGGAAGAUUCACCCAGUUUCAUAGAAAAUGACAAUAUAUUUCGCUUCGACAUCUGCGAAGAUCCGUCGAUGAUACAGGCGCUUUUCCAGCUCGAACAGGGAUUUGAAAUAAACACAAAUGUAAGCACUGAAAUGGAGCUGAAUGACAUGGAAUCCUCAAUAGAGAGUUCGUUUGGGAGUCAGGACCCAGGGUGGAUAUGGAGUAUCGACUCAUAUAAGUAAGCUGUAGUAUUAUUGUCAUGAACCAACCACAUAAGAUCCCUCUAGUACAUACCUCCGGGUAAACCACAGACAAGACAACCAAUUAG